UCUUUGAACUAGUAUAAAGUCUACGGAGUGAGUAUACGGAGAAAGUAGGUGGUUCAUUAAUAGAACCACACCCAAAAACAAAAUGGAGUCCAAGAACACAUUAAUCCAAUCGACUGCUGGAGCUGUUCCAGUUCGAAAUGAGAAAGGGGAACUGAGGAUGGAGAAGGUUAAAGUGACGAGAUAUGUGUCUGGAAAGAGACCAGCCUAUGCCCAAGAGGAGAGCUCCAGUGACUCCAAUGAAGAGAGUGAGGAGGAGGAGGAGGAGAAGCAAACUAUUAAUAAUAUUGAUAUUGAAACUGCACAAGAAAGGCUCAACCGGCAGAGGCUGUUGUACAGUGAGAGUGAGUCGGAGGAGGAGGAGGAGGAGGAGGAGGAGGAGGGAGUGGGUGGAGUCUCAGGAGAGGAAGGUGAUGAUGAGGAAGUGGAGCUUAUUCAACGUAAAGCAAUGAAGGAACACCUCGAGGAACGACAAUUGAUACUAUUGGAGUCUGAUGAUGAAGAAAAAGAUGAUGAUGAUGAUGAUGAUGAUGAUGAAGCCAUUGACAGGAGAAGAGAGUUGAUGAGAGAAAGAGCCAAACUGAGAACACAGGAAGAAUUAUUAGCUGAUGGACCCGAGGAAGAUGAACAAGAAAUAAUUAAAAAAGAAGAGAGUGAAGAAUCCUCAGAAUAUGAAGAUUACAGUGAUUCUGAUAAUGAACAGGAUUUAAGACUCAAACCAGUUUUUGUUAGAAAAACUGACAGAGUGACCAUCAAAGAUGAGAGAGCUCUUGAACAGGAAGAUAAAAGGAAGGAGAAGGAACGUAAAGUGAUGGAGGAGAAAAGAAAGAAAGAAAGUAAUAGACUAUUACAACAAGCAAUCACUGAGGACCUGCAGCAAGAACAAGGAGUUGAUAGGCUAGAGGAGGUUGUGAAUACUGAUAAUGAGAAUGAGGAGGAGGAGUAUGAGGCAUGGAAGAUUAGGGAACUUCAGAGGAUCAAGAGAGACAGAGAGGAACUGGAGCAACAGCGUAAAGAAAGGGAAGAGAUGGAGAGGGUUAGGAAUAUGUCAGAAGAACAAAGGCUGUCCUGGCUUAAGAGCAAUCCUAAAACCAUUACUAAUUCUCAAGUGAAAGGAAAUUACAAGUUUUUACAGAAAUACUACCACAGGGGAGUCUUCUAUUUGGAUGAAGAAGAUGAAGUUUUUAAAAGAAAUUUUGCUGAGCCAACUCUUGAAGAUCACUUUGACAAAUCAAUCCUUCCCCAAGUCAUGCAGGUUAAGAACUUUGGCAUGGCUGGCCGUACAAAAUACACUCAUUUGGUAGAUCAAGACACCACCACAUUGGAUAAUCCUUGGACUGAGGUCACUCCUAUUAAUCUCAAGUUCCAGUCUAAAGGAGGCGGAGUCAGUGAAAACUUUCAUAAACCAACAAGAAAGAAACAAAGAACAGAAUAAAAACACCUUUUCAUGUAUUAUAAAAAUAAUUAUUAUUUCAUUUUAA
Amphimedon queenslandica is the source of this 1478-nucleotide messenger RNA. Its product is annotated as microfibrillar-associated protein 1-like. The record is from RefSeq and is a predicted model, not a curated record. The coding region runs from base 83 to 1432 and encodes 449 amino acids. The transcript is spliced from 13 exons. Lineage: Eukaryota; Metazoa; Porifera; Demospongiae; Haplosclerida; Niphatidae.